Messenger RNA from Ixodes scapularis (black-legged tick), 2179 nucleotides. It is a transcript of the gene Sam-S, whose product is annotated as S-adenosylmethionine synthase. The transcript has 9 exons. The record is from RefSeq and is a predicted model, not a curated record. Gene Ontology annotation, biological process: S-adenosylmethionine biosynthetic process. Gene Ontology annotation, cellular component: cytosol. NCBI's taxonomy places the organism in Eukaryota, Metazoa, Arthropoda, Arachnida, Ixodida, Ixodidae. Gene Ontology annotation, molecular function: ATP binding; methionine adenosyltransferase activity. Bases 109 to 1347 code for a protein of 412 amino acids.
UACGAGCGUCACGCUAUAUAAAGGAGCGUACACCCUCGCUUUCGCCUCUCAAAUCCUCAAUCGUAGCGUCGGCGCAGGCUUGAUACAGGGUCAGGCCUGAGUUCAAUCAUGGCACUGAACAAUAACGUAGGAAACCACGUUAUCACCAACGGGGAAGCUGUGCACGACGUUCACGACAACGAAGAACUCAGCGAUGAUUCAUUGGAGACAUUUCUGUUCAGUUCGGAGUCGGUCGGCGAGGGACAUGCCGACAAAAUGUGUGACCAGAUCAGUGACGCCAUCCUUGACGCACAUCUUAAGCAAGAUCCCAAUGCCAAAGUAGCAUGCGAAACUGCCACUAAAACUGGAAUGAUUAUGUUGUUUGGGGAGAUCACGUCAAACGCCGUGGUGGACUAUCAGCGGGUGGCAAGAGACGCAGUGAAGAAAAUCGGCUACGACUGCAGCACCAAAGGAUUUGACUACAGGACGUGCAACGUGCUCGUAGCCAUAGAGCAACAGAGUCCAGAGAUCGCCGCCGGAGUGCACCAGCUGAGGCGAGAGGAAGACAUCGGAGCCGGAGAUCAGGGCCUGAUGUUUGGCUAUGCCACGGACGAGACCGAGGAGUGCAUGCCCCUCACGGUGGUGCUUGCCCACAAGCUGAACAGGCAGCUGGCAGAUCUGCGCAGAGAUGGCACAUUCCCCUGGGCGGGCCCCGACUCCAAAACUCAGGUGACGUGCGAGUACUACUUUGACCACGGCAAGGCGGUGCCUAUCCGGGUGCACACGGUGGUGGUGUCGACCCAGCACUCUGAGGACAUCUCCCUGGAGGACCUCCGCCGGGAGGUCAUGGAGAAGGUCAUCAAGGCCGUCAUCCCCGCAAAGUACCUGGACCGACGAACAGUGUACCACAUCAACCCCUGUGGGAAGUUUGUCCAGGCAGGACCCAUGGGAGACGCGGGCCUGACGGGGCGCAAGAUCAUUGUGGACACGUACGGCGGCUGGGGGGCCCACGGGGGUGGCGCCUUCUCAGGCAAGGACCCGACCAAGGUGGACCGGUCUGCCGCAUACGCCGCCCGCUGGGUCGCCAAGUCCCUCGUCAAGGGUGGCAUCUGCAAGCGCUGCCUCGUCCAGGUCUCGUACGCCAUCGGCAUAGCAGAGCCCCUGUCCAUCACGGUGCUGCCUUACGGCACUUCGAAGUACUCUCAGAAGGAACUCCUCAACAUAGUCAAGAAAAACUUUGAUCUGCGACCAGGAGUCAUCAUCCGGGACUUGUGCCUCAAGAACCCAAUCUACCAGAGCACGAGUGCUUACGGACACUUCGGACGUAAAGAAUUCCCGUGGGAAGUCCCCAAGCCAUUGGUUCUUUAACGUUGUUUUCUCCUUCAUACGUGUACAUUGUGGGUGUGGCAGCCACGCUGCGCGCCGUGACGGCACGGCAUCCAUUGACACAAUGAAAUUGCAAAUUGAAACGACGUCCGCACGUUUUCCAAAGGAUGGCUGGCCCUCCCCCCUCCCUUUCUUCCCCUUUUCUUUCAAUCCAAGCUCCAUAAACAGGCAGAUGUGUGUGGGUAUUGGCCAGAUUUUGAAAUGAAUUGUGCACGGUUGUGAAUGACUCUGCCACAUGUAACCAAGACUAAACGUUUUCAACAGAUUACAUAAUUUUGCAUUGAGGAUUCUGCUACCCGCUCUGCCACAACUGCCCUUUGGCCGAAGUGUGACAACCCUUUGUUCGAAGUGGGACAGCCUUUCGGCCGAAGUGUGACAGCAGCUGGUUUGGUGGAUUUGACUUGGGGUUUCCCCGGGAGUCUUUUUCCAUGUGAUCCUUUAUAGAAAUUUUGUUUAUUUGCGAGUGUCUCGUUAUAUAUAUAGGUUGAACUCUGUACUUGCACGUGUGGGGGUGUUCUGAGCUUGCCAUUAAUUAUUGAAAUUGGCAUUCCUACAAUAUUGUGUAAUGGAAGAUGGGACUUGAGCUAGUUUGGUUUUCUGGUCAGUAUUUAAACUUCACAAGUUGCUUUUAACCUGUUUUGUUUAAAAAAAAAUAUAAGGCAGUGUGCGACGCUUUGGCCACCUUGGCGGUUAUUAGUCCUUGCCUUUGCUUGAAUUUUUUUUUCUCCACGGAUCAUUUCAUUGUUUUUUUAUGAAAUUACAAUCUUAUUUUAAAUGCUGAGUUCUCCCGUUAAUAAAACAAUUUCUGGGGAAA